AUGGCACAGAUCAACUAUCGUCUCAAUCCCAAGCCAUCCUACAGCGAGCGAAUGACCGACACCCGUGCCGAGUUGCGCAAACUCAUCAGGGAGGAGCUAUGUCAAAUCACUCAGGACGCCUCCGCGACAAUGUCGUGGAGCCGUCGGUCGUACAUGAAGAAAGUCGUUAUGCGCUACCACGUCCGAAUCGAGGGUUGGCCGCUUGCCGACGUCCCGUUUAGAAACCUUAGCAACGUACCCAACCUCGGCAGCCUAGAGAUGCUCCUACACGGGUGGAAGGAGGGCUCCAUUCGGUUCGUCCGUCUCGUGGACGAGCAGUACCACUCCAUGCUCGCAGACCCGACCCCCUGGAUCGGCCCUGCUGUAGGUGGAGCCCCGGAGGAGGAGGAGGAGACGGAGGAUUGA
Messenger RNA from Trametes versicolor FP-101664 SS1, 405 nucleotides. RefSeq lists its product as uncharacterized. The record is from RefSeq and is a predicted model, not a curated record. The transcript is spliced from 2 exons. Lineage: Eukaryota; Fungi; Basidiomycota; Agaricomycetes; Polyporales; Polyporaceae. Bases 1 to 405 code for a protein of 134 amino acids.